This is a messenger RNA of Humulus lupulus (European hop), 1805 nucleotides long. RefSeq names its product glycosyltransferase BC10-like. Gene Ontology annotation, molecular function: glycosyltransferase activity. The transcript is spliced from 2 exons. Gene Ontology annotation, cellular component: membrane. Lineage: Eukaryota; Viridiplantae; Streptophyta; Magnoliopsida; Rosales; Cannabaceae. Bases 223 to 1509 code for a protein of 428 amino acids. The record is from RefSeq and is a predicted model, not a curated record.
AUCAGUUUUGAUCGAUGUUUCGUGUUUCAGAGAUAUUUAGUUUGAUUCAUCGUUUUACUAAACUCACUGCUUAUUUCGCUAUCUAUUUCUUCUUAUACUUGUAAAUUUAUUCUUUAUUAUUUCAUUCUUUUUUUUUUUAUCAAGUUUUUUCCACUUAAACCCUUUUCUUUUUUUGGAUCAACAAGAGAUUUUUAUUCUUUUGUUCCUUAAAAACACUCAAAGAUGAAAGGUGCACAGAAUCACAGAUACUCUUCAAUGACCAUUCUCACAAGACUCUCCAAUGUCGUCCAACUCCAUUUCAUCAACAUGCUCACCUAUUUACUCCUCUUCGGUUGUGGUUUAACCUUUGGAAUAAUCAUCACUACUUACAUGAAAGAAUUCUCAUUCAAUCUCCAAUUCACACAGUUCUCAAUCUCAACUUCUUCGCCAUUAUCACCAUCCUUACCAACACCAACAACAACCUCUUCUUUUUCCUCUUCAUCAUUCGAUCAAAACUCAACUCAAGUUCCUCUGAUCGGAAAUAAUGACACGAAAGAAGCUGAAACCACCACAAAGCCUAACAUCACUCGUCGAAUAGGAUUGGAUGAUUACUUGGUGCCGCCGAGUGUCGCACACGACAUGACCGACGAAGAGUUGUUGUGGAGAGCUUCCAUGGCUCCAAGGAUUCCAACAUAUCCAUUCGACAGAGUUCCCAAGGUUGCUUUCAUGUUCUUGACAAGAGGACCUGUUUUCAUGGCUCCAUUUUGGGAUACCUUCUUUCAAGGCCAUGAAGGGUUUUACUCAAUUUAUGUUCAUUCCAAUCCCUCUUACAAUGGAUCAGCUCCUGAAGAUUCUGCCUUUUUUGGCCGUAGAAUUCCCAGUAAGGAAGUGGGAUGGGGAAAGGUGAGCAUGAUCGAAGCCGAGCGGCGUCUACUAGCCAACGCACUACUCGACGUUUCGAACCAACGUUUCGUGCUGCUCUCGGAGGCUUGUAUACCACUCUACGACUUCAAAACAGUCUACAAUUACCUCAUAAACGCCAAGAAAAACCACGUCAUGGCCUACGACGAGCCCGGGGCAGUCGGAAGAGGCCGAUAUAAUUACCACAUGUACCCAGAAAUCUCUUUGAAGCAGUGGAGAAAAGGGUCUCAGUGGUUCGAAAUGGGCCGAGAUUUGGCCAUUGAAGUUGUCUCGGACAAAGUUUACUUUCCCAUUUUCCAAAAGUACUGCCGAGGCUCUUGCUAUGCCGACGAGCAUUAUCUUCCUACGUUUGUGAGUAUCAAGUUUUGGGAAGGCAAUUCCAACAGGAGUUUGACUUGGGUUGACUGGUCAAAGGGUGGUCCACACCCUGCUAGGUUCUGGAGGACUGAUGUCACGGUUGAGCUUUUGAGGGGUUUGAGGAAUAAUAAUACUAAUUGUGAGUAUAAUGACAAUGGCACCAAUCUUUGCUUCUUGUUUGCUAGGAAGUUCUUGCCUAGUACUGUCGAUCGGCUUGUCAAGUUUGGCCCCAAGAUUAUGCAUUUCCAUUAAGAUUUUGGAUUACAAUUUAAAAAGAAGAAGAAGAAGAAAAAGUUUUGGAUGCACAAAUCAGAGUGAUCAUUGUACUUAUAUUGGUGGUUCAUUUGUUUAUUUAUUUGUAUAUGAAAGAAAAGUGCUCUACAUUGUUAAUAAACUAAUGGUUUUGUUUAAAGGGUUUUUCUUUUCAAUGGUUUAAUUUUUCAUAUGGGAAAAAAAAAUGUUAAAGUACUCUCACCAAUCUCACCAAAAAUUCAUUUUUUUUUACAAUUUAUGUUAAAUUUUAAUAAUAGUUUCUCUAUUUAUUUUUA